CACUACCAACCAUCUCACCUCGUGGGUUUACUCAGUGAACCCACCUUUCAGCUGCCCACCAUAUUCUCAACAGGACUCGUCUCGUGUCACAACGCUCACCGGGGCAAGCACGUCUGCGCCGGCCUUGAUCCUAAAGCUCUCUAAGCCACCGAAAACCACCCACACCACCACUUCACAUCAACCCCUCUCACACUACUACCACUACGAUGGCACCGAUUGCUACAGGAAACGGCCACGCAGCUGCUCACGUCAACGGCAAUGGUAACAGCAAUGGCCACCACGCCGCUGCUGCUGCCUUGCCCGCCGCCCCGGUGAACCCAACCGCCGCCCGACACGAAGACGCCAUGUCGAUCAAGGUCUCGUCGCCCAAUGUCAAGUACGACGAUGCCAACAUCACUACCAAGUACUCCUUCCAGGACACGGCCGUCAAUGUCGUGCGCAACGCUGACGGGACCACCGAGUACCAGGCUCAGCCCGUUUCGAGCGAGUACCAGUUCAAGACGGGUCGCAAGGUCCCCAAGACUGGCCUCAUGAUGAUCGGAUGGGGAGGUAACAACGGCACUACGCUCACCGCCUCUGUCCUCGCCAACCGCCACAACAUCUCGUGGCACAACAAGGAAGGAGUCCAGACGCCCAACUUCUACGGCUCCCUCGUCCGCGCCUCGACGAUCCGUCUUGGCCACGACGCCCAGACGGGCAAGGACGUCUACGUUCCAUUUGGCUCCGUCCUCCCCACGGUUCACCCCAACGACCUCGUUCUUGGCGGUUGGGAUAUCAGCGGCAUGACCAUCGACGCUGCCACGACGCGUGCAAAGGUCCUCGACUACGAUCUGCAGCGCCAGCUCGUUUCGUACACUUCCUCGAUGAAGCCCCUGCCUUCCGUCUACUACCCAGACUUCAUCGCCGCCAACCAAGGCGAGCGAGCCGACAAUGUCCUGCCCGGUAACGACAAGCAGGCUCACCUCGAGCAACUCCGCGCCGACAUCCGCAACUUCAAGGCCCAGAACGGUCUCGAGCAGACCAUCGUAGUCUGGACCGCCAACACGGAGCGCUACUCGCAGAUCAUCCCUGGAGUAAACGACACGGCUGACAACCUCAUGCAGGCCAUCAAGGACUCGCACGCCGAAGUUUCUCCCUCGACCCUCUUCGUCGUCGCCUGCAUCCUCGAGAACGCCCCUUACAUCAACGGCGCACCUCAGAACACCUUUGUCCCCGGAUGCAUCGAGCUCGCAGAGCGCCACCGCGCCUUCAUUGGCGGUGACGACCUCAAGACCGGCCAGACACGCUUCAAGACUGCCCUCGCCGAGAUGCUCGUCAACGCCGGUAUCAAGCCGCUCAGCAUCGCCUCGUACAACCACCUGGGCAACAACGACGGUGCCAAUCUGUCGGUCCCUCAAACCUUCCAGAGCAAGGAGCUCUCCAAGCGCGGCGUAGUCGACGACCUCGUCGAGUCCAACGGGCUUCUCUACCCUCGUGCGGGCAAGAAGGGCCUCCCAGGAAAGGAGAUCGACCACUGCAUCGUCAUCAAGUACCUCCCUGCCGUCGGCGACGGUAAGGUGGCCAUGGACGACUACUACUCGGAGCUUACCCUCGGCGGCCGUAAUCGCAUCAUGGUGUCGAACAUCUGCGAGGACUCCCUCCUCGCCACUCCCAUCCUCAUGGAUCUCGUCCUCCUCGCCGAGCUCAUGACCCGUAUCACCUACACCGACUCGCAGAGCGGUGAUGCCGACUCUUACCAGACGAUGUACUCCAUCAUGAGCCUGCUGUCCUUCUCCCUCAAGGCACCCCUGGCAAAGAAGGGACGCGACGCCGUCAACGCCAUCAGUCGUCAAAGGAACGGUCUCGCCAACUUCAUGAAGGCCCUCAUCGGUCUUCCGCCCAACGACGAUGUGGCCAUCAGCGACCGUAUCUGGGCCUAGGCAGGCGCGUGAACGCUGGCACAUCACCCCGCGCUCAUUGAGGGGCUCCCCCGCCAUCAACACUUUUCUCGCACCUCUCUCUCUCCCUCGUAGACGUAGAGGCGUGCAAAGUACUUCCCACUCUAUCGAUCUUCCUCCUGACUCUCACUC
Molecule: messenger RNA, 2069 nt
Organism: Jaminaea rosea
Lineage: Eukaryota; Fungi; Basidiomycota; Exobasidiomycetes; Microstromatales
Product: putative myo-inositol 1-phosphate synthase
Exons: 3
Coding region: 207-1919 (570 amino acids)
Biological process (GO): inositol biosynthetic process; phospholipid biosynthetic process
Cellular component (GO): cytoplasm
Molecular function (GO): inositol-3-phosphate synthase activity
Source: RefSeq, a predicted model, not a curated record